AAAGCCAAGCCACUCUUGUGCAGGGGAAUUAGGGAAAAGAACCCACCUGUCCAUCUAGGGCAGUGUCUCGUAGGCCUGGACCAUGGGCAACGUCGUGGAGGGCAAGUCAGUGGAGGAGCUGAGCAGCACCGAAUGCCAUCAGUGGUACAAGAAGUUCAUGACGGAGUGCCCCUCCGGGCAGCUUACCCUCUAUGAAUUCCGCCAGUUCUUUGGCCUCAAGAACCUGAGCCCCUCAGCCAGCCAGUAUGUGGAGCAGAUGUUCGAGACCUUUGACUUCAACAAGGAUGGCUACAUUGACUUCAUGGAGUACGUGGCCGCCCUCAGCCUGGUCCUCAAGGGCAAGGUGGAACAGAAGUUACGCUGGUAUUUCAAGCUCUACGACGUGGACGGCAACGGGUGCAUAGACAGGGAUGAGCUGCUCACCAUCAUCCGGGCCAUCCGAACCAUUAAUCCCUGGAGCGAUUCAUCCAUGAGCGCCGAGGAGUUCACAGAUACCGUGUUUGCCAAGAUCGACAUCAAUGGGGAUGGGGAACUGUCUCUGGAAGAGUUCAUGGAAGGCGUCCAGAAGGACCAGAUGCUCCUGGACACGCUGACCCGAAGCCUGGACUUGACCGGCAUUGUGCGCAGACUCCAGAAUGGUGAACAGGAGGAGGAAGACGCUGGCGACCCUGUAGCGGAGGUUGCAGGCUGA
Microtus oregoni (creeping vole) is the source of this 691-nucleotide messenger RNA. RefSeq names its product guanylyl cyclase-activating protein 1. The record is from RefSeq and is a predicted model, not a curated record. Bases 83 to 691 code for a protein of 202 amino acids. The transcript has 4 exons. Gene Ontology annotation, molecular function: calcium sensitive guanylate cyclase activator activity; calcium ion binding. Lineage: Eukaryota; Metazoa; Chordata; Mammalia; Rodentia; Cricetidae. Gene Ontology annotation, biological process: visual perception; positive regulation of guanylate cyclase activity. Gene Ontology annotation, cellular component: cone photoreceptor outer segment; photoreceptor inner segment.